Molecule: messenger RNA, 3651 nt
Organism: Aspergillus wentii DTO 134E9
Lineage: Eukaryota; Fungi; Ascomycota; Eurotiomycetes; Eurotiales; Aspergillaceae
Product: WW domain protein
Exons: 3
Coding region: 1-3651 (1216 amino acids)
Cellular component (GO): membrane
Molecular function (GO): protein binding
Source: RefSeq, a predicted model, not a curated record
AUGAAUCCCAGUGGUAGCCGUCAGGGCAACACUGAGGACGAACUGUUUCUACAACCAUCUCCCACACCAGCCGAACCGCCGAUCGUUGAACCUUUGCGCAUCGGAAAAAGAGAGAAUACUCCUUCACCAGCACAGCAUAAUGUUCUUCCAUACCCAGAUGACCGACCUAGGCUCCAUCAGAGCUCGGGCUCCAAUGGGUCGAGCCCGACGGUAGAUGGUGGAAGAAUAGGCUCUCCAGCCCAGAACAAUCAGUCUUCAACGCCGGCUGGCUCCGGCGCAUGGAGACCAUCUGAUUAUCCUCCCGCCUUGCGGCCGCGGGAUGGCCGUGAACCGAAACCAGCUACAUUGGCAGAGAGGCGGGGGAAUGCCCCCAAACCGCUGCCCGAGUCCCCCGGUCCUGAUUCCCCUGAUAGAGAAGGGUUGUUCGCCAGGAAGUAUCAACGGGUGCCGGCACCCCCGGCUCCCUUGAAUAGCAACUCCCAGCCGGAUAGCAGUGGGUAUAAAGAUUAUCGCCAGCAGUAUUGGCCACCUCCUCAACCUUCACCUGCCGCACGACCGGCUUCCGCGACACCGUCGCAGGGUCUACAACCGCCCAACAGCGCCAUCAAUCGCAUCAGCUCGACCGCCUCAACCUCAACUACACGAGCCCAGCGGGGGUCCCCGCCGCCACCGGAAACUCCAGUGGUUGGUCCUGGUCAACAGCCUGGCUCAGAUAUCGAGGCCCGGUACGCCGCCGCGGGAAUUGCAGGCACUUCCACACUGGCGGGCUUACAGUCACAAAGCGCUGCAGCGCAGAGAAGAGCAGAGCAAUAUGUUGGUCAACAGCCAAGGCAGCCGCAGCCGCAACCGCAGCAACUGCGGCAACAGGAACAGGAACAACUACCCGUGCGUCGUCCAUGGACCCCUACCGAACAGCCCGGAACACAGCCCCAUGGGCCACCUACCGUUUAUCAAGGUCCCAAUGUCGUGACCUCCGACAAUCCACCAGCAACUGCCCUUCCUCCUCAGCCUGUUGCCACCCCUCCCCAGCACAUCCAGCCUCAGCAGCAGUCUCGAAUCCCACAGAAUGCUCUGGAACAAGAUAUCGAGAGAAUGCGAAUUAGCUCUUCGCCACCCCCGGCAUAUUCCAGCGUAUCUGGGCCGGCUGCUUCGCAGGGAUUUCCAAAUGAGAAGCAACGCCCUGCAGCACAAAUGGCACCGUCAGGACCAAUGGCUGGACAUCCUGCGAUGGCCCCAACGAACGGGAUUGCUGCCGGUGGUGCCGCUAGUUCUGUUGCAGCCGCUGCUGCUGCCUCUCCUGCGCCGGUGACUUCACCCCAAGUUCAUCCUGCCUUCGCAAACGACCCUAGACAGCAGCUUUCAUCUGUACAGUCACCGCAAACUGUUGCUCAGAGUGCACAGCCAACCUUCCAGCAUAUACAAGUUAGUGCAUCACCCGCACCCUCAGGGAUUCCUCCGGCCUCUCCUCCUCCCCUUCCAGAAGGCUGGAUAGCGCAUCUUGACCCCAACUCGGGCCAAUACUACUAUAUACACCUUCCCACUCAAUCAACUCAAUGGGAAUUUCCCAAGGGCCCUACGCCCUUGAACCUCAAUGACACACCUCUGUCGCCAGUGGGAAGUGUAUAUAGCAGCCACCCUCUAUCCUCCCCCGGCCUGUCUGCGUUUGGCAAACCUCUGGUGUCCCCUGGUAUGCCAAUGACACCUGGAUACCCCGUGACACCAGGCUAUGAGAGUUUACAAUCCCCUAUAGUAGCGGGAUUUAGUGGUCCCCCGCCUAGUAGCGGAGUCGAUCUGUAUAAGGUUGCCCCGACAAAUGGUGUUUACUUUGGCCCGUAUCUUCGGUAUACCAAUAUGGAUUUAGAACGUGGUCUCUGGCUGGGCUCUAUUCUCUUGGUGACCGAUGCUGCACAACCCCCAACAAUACAUAUCCAUCAAAGUGUUGAUCUGUCACCCAGCCCCCGGCAACUGAAAGCAACUAACAUCGCAGUCCAUCAACGAUGGACUUUCUACAAGUAUGAGAUUGACUUGAAAAUGGACGAGUCCGGCCCUGCCAAAUGGACUUAUGCUAUCACGUCACACCUUGGCUGUACCCGCUAUGAGUUCUUGGUCGCCGGUCGAUAUGAGACCAACUGGCGCUUCAUCUCGACGUCUGGGAACGACUUUUCUCUCAAUGUGAAUGCUAACGACCGCGCCCGUCUCGGAGGGGUGGGCUUUAUGUGGAAGGAUAUCAUGCAGAAGCAUAAUGAGAUCGGAGGAUUCCAUACACAAUUGUCUUUGGGAGGUCAAAUCUACGCGGAUCGGAUGUGGAAGGAGAUUCCGUCUCUAAGACAGUGGCUGACGAUCAGAGGAAAGGAGGCCAGAAAGACCACACCCUGGACUGCAGCCCAUGAGGAGGAUGUCUCCCAUGCCUACUUCCACUACUAUACGAGCCACUUUGACCAGCCCUACCUGCGGGAAGCAUUUGCUCAAAUUCCUUACGUCUGCCAGAUCGAUGAUCAUGACAUCUUUGAUGGAUUCGGUUCAUAUCCCGAACAUAUGCAAUUCUCGAACAUGUUCAAGAAUAUUGGCCGGCUUGGCAUCGAGAUGUAUCUGCUCUUUCAGCAUCAUACGACGUUGGACAUCCUCCGCAAUGUCAAUAAUGAUGUAGACUUAUUCACUAUCACGGGGACGGGCUGGCAUUUUGUCAAGUUCUUGGGACCGGCGGUUGCUGUCGUUGGCCCCGAUUGUCGAUCAGAGAGGAAUCCAUAUCAAGUCUUAGCUGGGCCAACAUAUCAGGGUAUCUUCCCUAGGGUAGCAAUGCUGCCACCCUCAGUGCAGCACUGUCUGUGGAUGCUGUCCGUGCCGAUUAUCUACCCACGGUUGGAAACUGCAGAGCAUAUCGCAAACACUGUCGCUACGGGGAAGAAAGCUGUGACUGGUGCGUACAAUGUUCUUGGGAAGGUCACUAGCUCUGUGGCCGGCGUAGUUGGUGCAAAGGAUAUGGUCGGUUCCGGGUUCGAUUCAGUCAAGCGAGCUGUGGGCAAGUCCGGCCUUAUGGGUGGGAUAUUGAGCCCUUUUGGGGAAUUUGAUCUCCUUGACGAAUUGCGAGACCAGUGGACUCAUGAAUCAAAGGACCUUGAGCGAACAUACCUCAUCCGCACUCUUCAGGGUAUUGCGCAUCAGAAGUCUCUUCGCAUGACAUUCCUAUCCGGUGCGGUCAAUGUCUGUGGUGCAGGCUUAGUACACGACCCAGGCCAUCCUUCAGACCACAAGACCAUGUAUCAACUUAUCUCAUCAUCGGUCGUGAACAGUCCACCUCCUUCCUAUGUCAUCAAAGUUCUCCAUGGAAAUAACAAACCCAUCUAUAUCCCUGCCAACGGCCACCGCUCCACUCCCUCGCAACCCACUGACACCAAGGAAGACAUGAUGGAGAUUUUCCAAACCGAUGUCACUGGCCAAGCACGCGAGCAUCGAAAGCUAAUGGGCCGUAGAAACUACGCUGCUAUCGUUGCGUAUGACCCAGAGGUCACCAGUGCACCAUACGGCCAGCCAACUCUGGGAAGCGGCAAGCUGAACCUUGCUGUGGACUUCAUGGUCCAGGGUGAUGGAACAUAUGGCAAUGUUGUCAAAUACGGGCCAGUCAUUGUUCCUAGCCUGCCACAUGGGAAAUGA